Molecule: messenger RNA, 1937 nt
Organism: Myripristis murdjan (pinecone soldierfish)
Lineage: Eukaryota; Metazoa; Chordata; Actinopteri; Holocentriformes; Holocentridae
Gene: prmt6
Product: protein arginine methyltransferase 6
Exons: 1
Coding region: 86-1138 (350 amino acids)
Biological process (GO): chromatin remodeling; peptidyl-arginine methylation, to asymmetrical-dimethyl arginine
Molecular function (GO): protein-arginine N-methyltransferase activity; histone methyltransferase activity
Source: RefSeq, a predicted model, not a curated record
CCAGAUUUCCCAACGCGGAAGUAGCGCACCGAAACAUCCUAGUAACUUCCAAGCUGCUUUUUCAAGCAGGCUGUUGAUAAGAAAGAUGUCUCACAUCGUAAAGAAACGAAAACUGGAUAAAAACAGACAAGAUAACCUCUACUUCGACAGCUACUCCGAUGUGACCAUCCACGAAGAGAUGAUAGCGGACCACGUGCGGACCAACACGUACCGGAUGGGGAUACUGAGGAACAGCGAGUCCAUUCGGGGGAAAGUUGUCCUGGACGUCGGGGCAGGAACCGGCGUUUUGAGCAUUUUCUGUGUCCAAGCCGGAGCUAAGAAAGUGUACGCGGUGGAAGCGUGUUCUAUCGCGGAGCAGGCGGUGAAAAUAGUCAAACAAAACAAAAUGGAGGAUAGGAUUGAAGUGAUACGGGGCACCGUGGAGACAGUGGACCUACCGGAGACGGUGGACGUCAUUGUGAGUGAAUGGAUGGGGUAUGCCCUCCUGCACGAGUCCAUGCUCAACUCGGUGCUCUAUGCCCGGGACAAGUGGCUGAAGCCGGGCGGCCUUAUUCUGCCCUCCGAGGCGGAACUCUACAUAGCACCAGUCAGUGACCCGGUGGUGGAGGACCGGCUGCACUUCUGGUACACGGUGAAGGACCAGUACGGCAUCGACAUGUCCUGUAUGUCCGACUUUGCCAGAAAAUGCAUCAUGAACUCCGACAUCACUGUGAACUCUGUAACCGUCGAGGACGUCCUCUCUCACCCAGCACGCUUCGCCAGGGUGGACCUAUACUCCGUCACCGCGGAGGAGCUCCAGUCGGUGAAGGGCCAGUUCACAUGUGAGUGCUUCGGCUCGGCCAGCGUAAAUGCCUUCUGUGUUUGGUUCACUGUGACUUUCCCCAGCCCGGACAAGCCGCCGCUGGUGCUCUCCACGUCCCCGUUCAAACCGGAGACGCACUGGAAGCAGGCGGUGCUGUACCUGGACGAGCCGGCGGAUGUGGUUCAGGACACCCGGGUGGCCGGCGAGGUGCGCAUGUAUCCCUCCGAGGAUAGUGCCAGGCAUAUAUGCAUCCAUAUGGACUACACCAUAGGAGAGCAGAAAAGACAGUCCAAGACCUUCUCUAUCCCUGACUGGAGUGCAGAGGCUCAGCAGUAAUGUGGCUUUAUGGUUUUUAAUGGUGUCAACACUGACAUACAGGUCACCAAACACCGAGUCCCUUCAUCUAAUAUCGCUGCACCACCCAAACGGAAUAAAGUGGAGCAGGGCUGAGAUGAUAUGCUUAUCUCCCAAUUCAAUACUGUCACGAUACUUGGGUGCAAAUUCAAUAUGCAUUGCGAUUCUACAAGUAUUGUGAUUUGAUAUUAUGUUUCAUUACGAUUUUUCUUGUUUUAAAUUACCUUCUAGUUUGUGGAUGCAAGGUUUCAUGAAGCUGUGAUUAUCUUAAAGGUCUCUAGGGGUCAUUUUAUACAUUUAUGUCCAGUUCCAAAAAAAAUAGUGUCACUACAAUUAAAUGGAUACUAUAGGGGUCAGCAUCAUCACACAUCAAUCAAAUGUAGCUCAUUCAAUCCACAGGAGUCUCAGCUUUCCAGUCAAAGCCGAUUUAUGCAACUCCAAGACCGUUUAGGCCCCAGUCUGCACAAUUAUACCAUUUUACAACAGGCCAAAAGAACACAUUUGGACUGCUGGAGGUCAGAGGUUAAGGGAACACUUAGAUUUUUCCUCACCACAAUGUGGCCUAAGUUUAGAGCAAUAGUGAAGUGAAUUGAUUUUUUUUCCUCACCCCAAGUGACUAAGAAAACAGUUUUUGGUAAGUCUGGUAACUUAUUAAAUGUAGGUCACCAAACUGUCAGCUUAGAGCAAGCACCGGUCCAGAAUACUGCCUGAUGUAAUGUGAUGUCAUUUAUUUAUUUCUUUUUUGACCUUCAAAUAAAUGUGUGUGGUUAUUUUUUAUUUA